AUGAGCGCCCCCGACGCGCUCGACCUCCCGAGCGAUGGCUUCAAGCAGUUCGUCGAGCUGCAGGCCAAGUACGCGGAGAGCGCGUCGGCGAUGAAAUCGCUGCGACAGCGCGUGCAGCAGCGCGAGCACGACCGCGCGCGCGCGACGCUGACGACGCGCGAGCUGACCGCGCUCGACGACUGCGAGGGCGCGCGGUUGUUUAAACCGCUCGGUCGGUCGUUCGUGCUGGAAGAUAAGGGCGCGCUCGUGGAGGCGCUGGAGGCGACGAGCGCGGCGGCGACGGAGGAGAUCGAAAAGGCGAUGGCGCGUCGGGAACACCUGAGCAAGGCGCUGAGCGACGCGGAGACGAAUCUGAGAGAGCUGAUGAACGGGAACGAGGCGUUGGCGAAGGAGUUGCAGGCGCGGGGGGUGAUUUAG
This is a messenger RNA of Ostreococcus lucimarinus CCE9901, 417 nucleotides long. RefSeq lists its product with no specific name. The record is from RefSeq and is a predicted model, not a curated record. The transcript has a single exon. Gene Ontology annotation, biological process: protein folding. NCBI's taxonomy places the organism in Eukaryota, Viridiplantae, Chlorophyta, Mamiellophyceae, Mamiellales, Bathycoccaceae. Gene Ontology annotation, cellular component: prefoldin complex; cytoplasm. Bases 1 to 417 code for a protein of 138 amino acids. Gene Ontology annotation, molecular function: protein folding chaperone.